Molecule: messenger RNA, 420 nt
Organism: Effrenium voratum
Lineage: Eukaryota; Dinophyceae; Suessiales; Symbiodiniaceae
Source: the annotation of a GenBank genome assembly
GCUCGCGCAGAUGCGUGGCCUACUUCUGUCCCCAGACGUGUUGGCCUACAACAACGCCAUCAGCGCCUGUGCCCGAGGCCGCAGCUGGGAGAUGGCCGUGGCUGUUUUGGCGGGCGCCGAAGCUUCCGGCGGCGGCGCUUCGGCCGACGGCGCUGAAGCCCUGGACGUGGUGAGUUUCGGCGCGGCGCUGCAGCCGGUGGCGCGCUCGCGGCGGUGGCAGGUGGCGCUGCAGCUGCUGCGGGGCAUGGCCCGCCGCAGGCUUUCGCCCAACGGCAUUUGCUACACCGCCGCCCUGAACGCCCUGGGCGACCCGGACCCGGAUGCCAGCGACGGGCGCUGGCGCGCCACGCUGCAGCUGCUGUCGGAGAUGUGGCGCAAGCAGCUGCAGCCAGAAGCCGCCGCGGCGGUUCAGGCGGUGCA